AUGGUGAAAAUCAUGGUUGAGUCCCCUAGAGGUAUAACAGCUAUUAAUCCAGGAGAUAGGAUUGCACAACUUGUAAUCCUUCCUAGCAAGCAUUUGCAGUUCAGUGCAUCAAAGAAACAACGAGGAAGUGAAGGCUUUGGAUCCACAGGCGUAGAUUGUACCUUCUUGUCUUUAGAACUAGACCAGAGACCAACCUUAAAGAUAAAAAUAAAUGGAAAGGACAUUCUUGGCCUACUAGACACAGGUGCAGACCGUAGUAUCAUCGCCUCCAAGGAUUGGCCUCCAAAGUGGCCUAAGCAGGCAUCCUCACAAUCCCUUCGGGGACUGGGAUAUUCAGAAACUCCUGAGAUGAGUGCAGUAAUGCUGCGCUGGGAGGAUGCAGAGGGACAUUCAGGCAUGGUGCAACCUUAUGUUUUGGAUUUACCUAUCUCUUUAUGGGGCCGAGACCUUUUGAAAGACAUGAACUAUAAAUUAAGUAAUGAAUACUCCCGUGUUUCUCAAAAAUUGAUGAAGGAUAUGGGACACCAUCCAAAUUAUGGAAUAGGAAAAUUCUUACAAGGAAGAAAUGAGCCCACUGAAGUAGUGCAGAGGCCUCCUCGCCAAGGGCUGGGUUUUUCAUAG
Oryctolagus cuniculus (rabbit) is the source of this 621-nucleotide messenger RNA. The record is from RefSeq and is a predicted model, not a curated record. NCBI's taxonomy places the organism in Eukaryota, Metazoa, Chordata, Mammalia, Lagomorpha, Leporidae.